AUGAGCUUGACGGAUGGAGGAAAAGCUGCAGAACUAAACGAGCAAGUUGGUAAGCUUGUUGAUCGAUCUCAGAAUUUCGGUGAACUUCUUCUUGAUGUUUGUGGAGCUAGGGGAGAAGCAUUUUUAGCAAAUGGGUUGGUUGGUGAAGCUUUUAAUGAAAAUUUGGAAACGAUUUUGAAACUUUUGGAGAGUGGCCAAGUGUCGAGCGUUGGUGUUUAUGGUAUGGGUGGUGUGGGCAAAACGACGCUGGCAAAGCACAUCCACAAUAAACUCCUGCAACAGUCUCAAGGACGUGUGUUUUGGGUUACGGUCUCGCAAGAAUUUACUAUUACCAAUUUGCAAGAGAAGAUGGCUCGUUUUUUAGGUGUGGACCUUUCGGAUGAGGAUAAUGAAGACAUAAGAGCAGCAAGACUGCAUAGAGCUUUGUCUCGGAUGAAGAUUUCAGUACUCAUAUUAGAUGAUGUGUGGGAAAAUAUUGAUCCGUUAAAGGAUGAGGCAUGGAAGUUAUUCACUGAAAUUCUUGGAAACGAGACGGAGGUAGCUCCUCAAGUACAAAACAUUGCAAAAUCUGUGUCAAAGCUGUGUGAUGGUUUGCCCCUCGGAAUUAUUACCAUUGCUGCAAGCAUGAGGGGUGAGACAAUGAUUCAUACAUGGACAAAUGUGUUAGCAGAACUAAACGAAUGUGUUAUGGGGCAAGACAACAUGGGAGAAGUUGCUGAGGUGAUUAAUGUAUUGAAAUAUAGUUUUGAUCGGUUGAAUGUGAAUAAUUAUAGUCAGGGAAAUGGCUUGAACACACUUCAACGUUGUUUGCUGUAUUGCACGUUAUACCCUGAAGACUGUGAAAUAUGUAGAGAACAUUUGGUUAGAAAAUUCAUUUCGGAGGGGCUGCUCCAUCGAAGAAAGAGUAGGAGAAUGCAUGAUCUUGUGAGAGGUUUGGCAUUGAAGAUUGGUGAGGGGAAAUAUAUGGUAAGAGCGGGGUAUGAUUCAUUGACGGAAAUCCCUGAAGAACAAGAGUGGACAGAGGGUUUGGAGAAGGUGUCCUUAAUGAAAAGUGGCAUAAGGAGAAUCGGAGAUGGAUUUUCUCCUAGUUGUCCUAAGCUCUCAACAUUGCUUUUAUGUGAGAACCCUUUGGAGCUUAUUCCAGAGUCAUUCUUUUCUAGAAUGCGGGGAUUACGCACUCUUGAUUUGCGCGGAACUGAAUUAACUAAGCUGCCAAACUCUGUAUCAGAAUUGAAGAGCCUCAAGGCCCUGCAUCUUGAGUAUUGUCACAGGCUUGAAAAUGUUCCCUACUUGGGGAAGCUUAAGGAACUGGGGGAGUUGAACCUCUCACGUACGGCCAUCAAGAAAGUGCCUCAUGGACUUGACGAAUUACUCAAUCUCGAAUUUCUCUCAAUGGAUGCACCUCUAUUGAAGAUGCUUCCAAGAGGAUUGUUACUCAAACUUGUUCACCUCCAGUACAUAAAUCUUCCAUUUGGUAUACAAGUACCCGUAGAAGAAGUUGGGAAUCUGAAACAGCUAGAACAGUUUAGUGGAAGAGUGAAAAAUGUGAAUGAGUUUAAUUGGUUUAUCAGAUGCCGGAAGGAUAAUACUUGCUACAGAAUCCGAGUAGGGCCGGACAAUACUACUCGCUACAAUGGCUACAUAAUGGGAGAUUUUGGAUCUCACGGUAACGAGUUGAUUUUGUGUGAAUGCAACCUUAAAGCUGAGAAAGUAUUAGGUCAUGGAAUCGUGUACCUGACAGCUAGCAAAUGUGAAGGUUUGAGCAUGUGCUUUGUGGAUGAUUUUCCACAGCUAAAUAAUCCCAAAUCCCUCAAGAGAUUGAGAAUUGAAAGCUGUGGAGGAACAUAG
Messenger RNA from Salvia splendens (bonfire salvia), 1848 nucleotides. RefSeq names its product probable disease resistance protein At4g27220. Lineage: Eukaryota; Viridiplantae; Streptophyta; Magnoliopsida; Lamiales; Lamiaceae. Bases 1 to 1848 code for a protein of 615 amino acids. Gene Ontology annotation, molecular function: ATP hydrolysis activity; protein binding; ADP binding. The transcript has 3 exons. The record is from RefSeq and is a predicted model, not a curated record.